This is a messenger RNA of Periconia digitata, 2183 nucleotides long. The record is from the annotation of a GenBank genome assembly. Lineage: Eukaryota; Fungi; Ascomycota; Dothideomycetes; Pleosporales; Periconiaceae.
UCCCAUACCACACCUCCCCGGCUAACUAACCGUGCAGAUCUAAUUAGGUGUCCCUUGAUGUCGAGCAUCGUCGCAUGGUGGUCUAUGUAAGCGGCAGACCAGCCAUAAUAAGCGAAACCUUCCUCUCUACUCUGGCAAAGACGAAAAUCUUCUGAAAAUGCGACAAUAACGAUGACGCCUGUGUGUAGAAAUGCGGACAAUGUGUAUCCUAAUCGACCCCAUUCUGAUUGUGGCGUCUCCGUAUCUACUGCGUGUAUGCUUCGACCACAAACAAGACAGCAUGCCAACCAGUCAGUCAGCCAUGGCAUCGGCGACUCUACACUGCGGCAAAGAUAUCAAUCAGCUACCUCUUUCCUAUUGCAAUCAUUGUAUCAAUCUCCUGGGCCCUCUGGUCUCUGGCUUCAUGUGUUGUCCAUCGCGUCACCUUGAUUGAUGCGCUGUCGGCUUUCUUGCCGAUAUCCCACGCGAUCUCCACUACACACCCAGGACUGCUUCAUCCCCGCCGAAUAGCAUGAGAGCGUUUGGUAUUCCAGUGGGGGUUGACGUCUUUAAUCAUCUCAAGCUACUCCACACUAGCUAAUUGGAUAGCUACCCCGCCUCAACAUACACCUUCAGUGGCGACAGCAUAGCCUUAUAAAAAGUUGCUUUACCCUCCUAUUCCUGUUCUCGUCCCUCUCUUCUUUACCACAUUUGGAUCUUUUGAUAUCGAAAAGCCAUCUACUCGUAGUUAUUCCCCCUUCUUCCCAUUGCAUAGCAUGAAAGAACUGCUAACCUUUACCAAGGCCACCCCGCGUUACACAAGUAUGGAGCUCACCACGCACCCAGAUAUGUUCUGUGCGCGGGUGUUAUCCCAAAACAAUCAAGGUAUAACCAGUGUUAAGUAUACUUAGCAUGAACCGGUGUUCGUCUCCAGCAAGCACACUUUCCCCUGUUGCUCCAUCGCUUGCGGUGGGGACUUUCAGAGGAGAUUCGAUGCUUGCUGGUUUCGUUCUGAGAUUAUACGGUUUUAUAACUUGAUCUGGAUAAUACCAGCGAAAGGAUCAUGCCUGUGUCUACUACGAGAAAAGAGCACUCUUAACCAGUUGACAGGUUUCACAAACAACGUUUGAGGUCAAUCAUUAAACAUGUCUCCUCCUGCUGCCAUCUCCCCUACUGCUUCUUUCGAGAACCCACUUGCCGUCAAUGGCAAUGGAUUCCCGGUCAAGAAGAACCUGGCCGUUCAGGCUGCCGCCAAUGGCCAUGCCAAAACCCUGGCUGAGAUGGAGAACAAUUGGGAGUCGUUCACGUUUGCUCCUAUCCGCGAGUCUCAAGUCUCGCGUGCUAUGACACGUCGAUACUUCGCCGACCUUGACAACUACGCUGAAUCCGACAUUGUCAUCGUCGGAGCCGGGUCCUGCGGCCUGAGCACUGCGUACAUUCUCGGCAAGAAGCGCCCGGAUCUCAAGAUCGCCAUCGUGGAAGCUGGAGUUGCUCCUGGCGGCGGUGCCUGGCUCGGAGGCCAGCUCUUCAGCGCCAUGGUCAUGAGGAAGCCAGCCGAUGCGUUCCUCAACGAUCUUGGCGUCCCGUUCGAGGAUGAAGGUGACUUUGUGGUAGUCAAGCACGCUGCCCUGUUCACAUCCACCCUCCUCUCCCGCGUCCUCUCCCUCCCCAACAUCAAACUCUUCAAUGCCACCACCGUCGAAGACCUCAUCACGCGCCCGGCCCCGACCCCAACCUCGCCCGACGCAAUCCGCAUCGCAGGCGUGGUCACAAACUGGACGCUCGUCUCCAUGCACCACGACGACCAAUCGUGCAUGGACCCCAACACCAUCAACGCGCCGCUCGUCAUCUCCACGACGGGCCAUGAUGGCCCCUUUGGCGCCUUCUCCGUCAAGCGGCUCGUGAGCAUGCAGCAGCUCGAGAAGCUGGGCGGUAUGCGCGGGUUGGAUAUGCGAACCGCCGAGGACGCGAUUGUGAAGGGGACGAGGGAGGUUGUUGGCGGGUUGAUUGUGGGCGGGAUGGAGCUGAGUGAGGUUGAUGGGGCGAAUCGCAUGGGACCUACUUUUGGGGCCAUGGUGUUGAGUGGUGUCAAGGCUGCCGAGGAAGCGUUGAAGGUUGUGGAUGAGCGCUUGGCCGAGAAUCGGGAGUAGGUUGCCCACUGUCUGAUAUUGAUGUUGUGGUCUCUUUGCGACACUCUUUUUAUU